AAAAAGAAAAAGGAAAAGAAGAAAACGGAAUGAAAGGAAGAAGAAGAAGAAGAAGAGGCUAAAAAGGAACUCGAAAAUCGACUUCGGUCCGGCGGAAAAAUUGAUUCAGCGUAGUCUGGAGGGCCGCGGCGAGUACGCAAGAAGAAGAGGAGCCGGGGGCGCGUGUGCGCAGUUCCCUCGACCAACAUGUCCGCCCGGCUACUCUAGGUAGUCGUGGUUAUGCGGCGCGGUGCGUUGCACACCGUCGUCAGGCGAAUCCUCGGUUUACCGUGACUGCGUACGUCCGCGAGACACACGCGUGUCCUCCCAUCGGCGACCAAAGGCUAAACCCGGGCCAGGCGGUUGAGUGGUUCGCCUCGUGGUGGGUCGGCUAGCAUCAUCUAGCUUUUGGUACACGGCUCGCAAUUGAGGAAACGACGGUGGCCACGAGGCGGUCCGCGGUGCUCCGGGGUAGAGUGCGGAGCCGCGACAACGUACGGGGGACAGUUGGAGUAGCUGGCUGCUGCUCUGCUCGAGUGGAGAAUCGCGGGAGAGCCGGGCGAGAGACAGGGAGAGACAGGGAGAGCCAGAGGCUUACUGGAGGAGUGUGAAACACGAGAGCGGGAAAGAGAGAGGGAGAAGCUUGAGGCAGGCGCGCGUAUUGAUUCCCGCGUGGCGUUUAUAACGGUGAAGUGAGAAAGCUGCAAACCGGAAGACUCGUGCCCGCUUCCUUCUUGCCCGCUGAAAAAGUCAAAGGGGAGAGACGGACCGUGCCAGCCACGUUCCAGCUUUCCUGGCUUUCGAGCUAGCUCCGUGCCACCGUCCGCAUCGGCCGCUGCAAAGGAGAGCGCGAGUGGAUAAUCGGUGGACCAGAAUGAGAGAAGUGACUCAGGUCUACUCGAGCAGGGACCCGACGGCCCUUCGCACGAGAAAUGAUUUUUAGAAGGAAGAGGGCAUGACGCACCGAACUCAUGCAGUGGCGAAAACACGUGCGCAUCAAGUACGGUGGUCGAGUCGGUGUCGGUCAAGGGCAGCGGGAGCGGGAGCAGGUGCAGCUGCAGGUGCGCGUGGUGCAGCUGCAGCGGGAAGGGGGCGCACGACUCAGCUACGUCUGUCAUCAGCCUCAACUCUCGUCGACGGCUCGCCGCAGCUGCAGCGCAGCAGCCAUGCUCUGCUGCGGCCGCAGAAAAGAGGGCCGGGGGGAAGUGACAGACAUCAGUGCAAGUCCUGGAAGGCAAGCACCUGCCAACCAGUUGCGCCCCAAGGAACCACCCCCCAUGGUCAUUCAGGGAGACUUCAGAAAGGUGAGUGGAAUCAGCACAGAGAUCUUCAAACAGAUCGAGACCGUCGAGAACGAUCAUGACGCCUCGACAGCAGCGGCCCUCGAAGCUGUCGAGCGAAGGGGUGAGAUGGUCGUUCGGGUCAUCGAGCCACGACAGAUGGGCAGGCAGGCGUCCGAGGCGGCGAAGAAGUUCAUUGCGAUGCAGGAUCCGAAGCACCCGAUCCACUUUGUCGAGAUAAUCAAAAGGCCAGGCCAGACGUUGGGGCUGUACAUACGGGAAGGCAACGGCGUCGACAGAAACGACGGUGUCUUUAUCUCGAGGAUAGCCUUGGAGACCGCUGUCUACAAUAGCGGUUGCCUGAAGGUCGGGGAUGAGAUUCUAGCGGUGAAUCUGGUCGACGUGACGCACAUGAGCCUGGAUGACGUCGUGAUCAUCAUGUCGAUACCCAGGAGGCUCGUUUUGGCGACGAGGCACGGCCAACACCAGCCGAUCUCGCACAGUCGCCAGACCGAGCACAAGGCGCCUCCUGUUGUGGUGAUCAAGAGGGAAUUGAAUGAGGAUGAGAGCGACCAUGCAACUAGUAACCACGUCAGAGAUGGCAAUCGUAGACGUGGCGACGGUCGUGAAAUGCUGCCCUCUCGGUCGAGGUUAGGACUGUCGGGUCUAGGCUCGAGUCAGGAUUUAGGAUCGAGCAACGGUGAUUUGUACUACAACUCCAGACCUGAGGGACACUGGUCGUAUCAGCCACCCCCGCCACCUGUCAUCACGCAUCAACCGAAACCUUCCGCCACGCAACACUUCCAGCCGUACGAACGUGGAUACCCAAAGACUUUGGAGAGCUUGGCUGAAAAAGAUUUCACAAAGGUACACUCGUUCUACACGGGGCCAGUAAUGCCCUCGAAUGGCGGUCGCCGGAUGUCCACGGGCGCAGGGAUGCAAUCAGUCGGCAGCAGAUUGUCCAGUCAGACACAGUCGUCGCACUAUGGUUACGGUCAACACGCCGGAAGCGGAAGAAUCAUGCCCAGAAGCGGUUCGGAUCAGCAUUUACCUCGCGUUGACUAUACCAGCAUCACCACACCAGCUCGACACACUCUUCUUAGAUCCAGCUUGAAGUCAGGAACAUCCGCGUUGAGGUACAACACCAGAUACGGUGGUCAAGGUGACAGCACUACGGCUACUCAGAGGCAAGGCCAGUUUGGCACGUUGACCAGGAGGCAUCGGCCGUCGUUGGACUACGCUUCAGACACGGAGGCAACCUGUUCGAGUUCACCCAAGUCGGCGUACUAUUACUACAGGCAUAACAUGAACAACCCGCCUCAGAGCAGCGCUGUCUCGCACCUUGCCACCCUGUCGAGGUCGCAGAUUGGUCAGAGUUCCUCAGGCUUGAGAUCGAAUUCGUUGCCUCGUAGUGGCAGAACGUUGCCCCAGCAACCAGGUCUCAGGUCUGGACUUAGCACGGUAGCAUCUGGGCUUAUAGAUCAGGAAGAUAGUGACGGGGCACUGUCAGCGCCCGAGCUACCUUCCAUCAGACGCGAUAGAGGAAGGAUACCAUCGUCACCCAGUGUGUUCACGUCGGACGAGUACCGAGCGUGGCUGAGUCGAACGCCCAGCACCAGCGCGUUGUACGAGCAGAUCAGAGCCAGCACGACCAGACCGCCGCGUUACACUUACAGCGCAGAGAACAUUCACGCAGCUGUGAAUCAAGGCGAAUACGGAACCUACGGUGCGUACAGGCCACUGUCCAGCACAUUGGAUCGUUUGUCGACGAGGUCAGCAUCUGCGCAGCAAGUGAAUCUUGCCAACCUGAGAGCAUCGACGGCCAUCAGCUCGACGUGCCAUCGUGGAACAGCAAACCCAAGACCGGCCUCGGUUGCGUCCAGCGCUCGUACGUCCUUGACCAGCCAGAAACCAUCGUUGAGCAGCUCCGCCACCCAGAGGGCGACGUCGGUCAGAAGGAUCAGGAAUCUGCUGGACCUAGAGUCCACGCGAAGCAUACCCACCCCCACGCCUACCCGAACUCAGGAUCAAAGACUGCUAGACAUUAAUCCUGCAGAGUUCCUUAAGUAUAAGAUAGAAAAACCUCCGACUGUGGGAACUCCGAGCUCGACCAGCUCUCUCUUGAGCUCGCUCGGGGAAACCAGCAGUGGUGACCUGGCGGGUGGGGUCAGCGGGCUACUUUGGGUCCAUCUUCUGGCAGGUCGCGGUCUUCGUUCAACGACGUCCUCCUCGGCGGCCACUACACCCUCCACGCCAUCAGGUCAGCCUAAUUUAGCUAGCUGCGGCUUGAGAGACCUUUACUGCGUGCUGGAGUGCGACAGGGUGCACAAGGCAAGGACGGUGAUGCGAACCGGCGAUCUGAUGUUCGACUGGGACGAGACCUUCGAGCUGGAUCUCGUUGGCAACCGGCAGUUAGACUUGCUGGUCUACUCCUGGGAUCCACAGUACAGGCACAAACUCUGUUACAAAGGGUCCGUGCACCUGGCGACGCUUUUGAAGGAGUCACCGGUUCAUCAGCUAGCUGUCAAGGUAGAGCCACGUGGCACCAUCUACCUGAGAUUAAGAUACACCGAUGCACAGCAGACAUUCCGAAGGAGAGGACUUCCAGUCAUAUCCUUGGCUACCAGAGUGGCGCCGCUCUUCGGAGUUGAUCUCGACACAGUGGUGAGCCGAGAGAGCAAGACUGGUGGAGUUCCUGGUGGUGUUUCUACCGCCCUAGCCAUGGGCGUUCCAAAUGUGCCCAUAAUCGUGUGGCGUUGCGUCGAGGAGGUUGAGAGAAGAGGUCUCGACAUUAUUGGUCUGUACAGGCUCUGUGGAUCGGCUACGAAAAAGAGGAUACUUAGGGAGGCUUUUGAGAGGAACGCUCGUUCAGUGAAUCUGUCGCCUGACAACGUACCAGAUAUUAACGUGAUUACUGGUGUACUGAAAGAUUACCUGCGAGAACUUCCAGAACCACUCUUCACGAAGUGCCUCUACCAAAUGAUGGUCGACGCACUGGCCGUUUGUCUGCCGGAUGAUCCACAAGGCAACGCGAAACUCAUGUUCAGUAUACUCGACUGUUUACCAAAAGUGAACAGGUGUACGUUGAUCUACUUGCUGGACCAUCUGGCGAUGGUGGUUUCACAGUGUAACAAGAUGUCGCCAGCAAGUCUGGCAGUAUGUUUCGGGCCAGUUUUAAUGCUACACUCGGAAGAGAACGGCCCGCCUCUGGAUUUCCAACAGCCGAUAGCAGUUCUCAAGUAUCUUCUUGAGAUUUGGCCUGUUAAGUCAGUUCGGAAGAUUUCUUCAGUCGCUUCAACGCUUCCUCGAGUUACGCCAGCAGUCGAGCACAACAACAGUCAUCAACCGCUGCAACAGCAGCAGCAUCAGCAUCAGCAUCAGCAGCAGCAGCAGCAGCAGCAGCAGCCGCCGCCGCAGCAGCAAGUUCAGCAACAGGUGCAGCAACAGGUGCAACAGCAACUGCAGGGAACAUUGGGACGCACAGGGCUGCCUUGGCAGCCUCCACACUCACUUCAUCAACAGCCCCCAACUACGGCGCCACCCGCAGCCCUCGCGGCCUCCAUUCGUCCUCCACCACCGGUCAAGCCUCGACAGGUGAUAGUCUCGUCUCCCGGUUCACCUAGCAGCGAGGAGUCGGAAGCCUCGCCGGAACCGAUUAACAAGAGCCUGCUGGGCAGCCUGGGACUCGAAAAGAGCAACGAGGGGGCCACAGCGAACUCCACUGGUCCUGGAACGGAACAGAUCACGCCGACCAGCAGCGUCGACACCGAGGAGGGGAACACAACGCAUCCGGAGGAGGGUGAGAAAGGUGUGGAGGGUGACGCGGAGGCCAGCGACGACGAUCGACACCAGCACGUACCCAAGACGCAUUAGAGUUUCGUUGAUGUUAAUCGAGGGAUGCACGCCCAUCAGGAUAGCUCCAACGUUCUCUGUUUCACUGAUAGCUCCAACGAUCUUCGCGUUUUUCUUUCGAAGACGAGAGAAACGGAACGUUUCAAAUAAUUACCAGAAAGUAAUCCUCUAAUUGUGCGCUCUGAUUGCUAGUUGUUAAUUGUUGAAACGAAAGGUUUGCAAGCACAGCCUGCUUGCAGUUUCAAAAAAUUUAGUUCUCCACGCGAGGGAGAGAGGUAAUUCUUUGAUUAGGUAAUUCGCUGCGAAGCGUGGGCGUCUUUUGAGAGACUAGCAGUGAAACUCGUAAGAUCGAGAGGCUUUUGUUGUCCGAGAAUGGUAAAGGAAUCACGUGGUAAUGGUAAACCCAGCGUGUUGAGAAUUUCUCGUUUUGUUUUUUUAAAUCCCGAGGCGAGAGCCGAAGGGAGGAGAAGAAGGUACGUGCUCGACUUCCGAUUCCUUCGAAAAUUCGUUUAUUAUUAACGCGUUGACUGCUUCGAUUUUAGGAAUUCUAAUGGUAAUGCAAUUUUGUUGAAUUUUUCACGCUGCGUGGAGCAGCAGCAGCGAAAGCGCGAGAAGAAAGAAAGACUCGAUGCCUUGAGAAUCGAUGCUGUAGUAUCACCUACUAGUCUAGGAAAAUGAUUUCCCCUUGAACGUUGCAUUAUUGUUGGCUGUGUGUUAGGGAAAAAUGGUUCUCUUCGUUGCGUGACGUUGUGUUUUUGAAAUAUUUAUAAAUGUUUUUUCUCUUUCGCGGGCAGUCAGCGCGGCGAAUCGCACUGGGAGCACACCGCUUGUGUUAGAAGUGUGUAUUACGUUCGAGAGAGAGACUGAAUGCAAUUUGUAGAAAGAACGAGAGAGAGGCUGAAUAUUCGUCGCCAGACGCACAAUGAGAGCGAUCGAUGUUUCCCCAAUAAGACGAAACGACGCGCAUUAACGGGACCACUGCGAUUAUUCGUUUGAUGAAUGUAUCUUCGCCAUGUAAACGAGAUCCGACGCUGAUAAUUGACGAUCUGGACGACAGACUGGUAAGCCUUCUGCAAGUUUCGACGAUUAUGGAAUUAAUUUUUCGUAUUGAAGCGUGAAGAUAACCUGACCCAAGUGAAAAAAGAAGAAGAAGAAGAAGAAGAAGAAGAACAAAUCGAAAGUUAGUAAGCUGAUACUUGGAAGAGUAUCUUCACUCUUUAGCUGCGAGGCACAUUAUGAUUUCACAAUUUCAUCAAAGACUGUUGACAGGUUCCUAGUUUGAAACUCCUUGCACAAAAUUUCACUCGUUAGACGCUUUAAAGUCUCGUCUCGACGAAGGGACACGAGUACCGUCGUAUCGCAACAGGGGAAAAGGUAUUCUCUUCCGCAGCUGAAGAGUCAACGACUUUGUUAGGCUUUCUGAACUUUUUUUCGUUCGAGCACAAACGAGCCACGACGGAGGAGGAUUCCCUCACUGAACCUCACGCUGGGACAUCUUUUCUAUUCAAUUCUUGAGAAAUCACAGCCAGAAAUCAGAGCCUCAAACGAGUCGAGGUCGAGCAAGAACGGACAGUAUCCUGAACUGCACAAAUCUAUCGUGACAACUUGAACCAGGCAUCGAAUCCUCGAGAAACAGCGAAGAGAAUGGCGUGCACGAACGAGAUCGAAGAGAAGAGACACACCGCGCACAUCACCUCCUCAAAUUCAAAGAGACAUUCUGAUCUAGUCGCACUUGGACGAAAGUUGGCGGUGUUUCCCCGAACCGCGGUCUCGUAGACUGAGAUCUCGGCGCGAAUGAGCCCGGAACGAGUUCCGGAUGAGUCUCCACCGACGAGUCUGACUGCAGGAGAAGAAAGGAGAACAAGAACUGAUCACACACUGAUUGAGAAGACGAAUGAGAGAAGAGGGAGAACAGAGAUAAAUAUGCAAACCAAACGUAUAAAUAUAUAUAUAUACACACACGCAGGAAGAAAGAGGGAACGUCGAAUAAAAGACAUAAUAUACACACACAUACACAGAGUAGAGACACAGAGUAAGAGAAGAAUACGAAGAGGAUGAUGGGAGUCACAUAUGACACGACGGUCGAUUUAUAUACAAUAUACUAUAUAUAUAUAUAUACAUAUUAUAUAUACACACAUAGGCUAGUCACGAUAUACAUGUGCUUUUGAUAAAAAAAAAAAAAAAAACUAUUACCUAGAGGU
Molecule: messenger RNA, 7312 nt
Organism: Frieseomelitta varia
Lineage: Eukaryota; Metazoa; Arthropoda; Insecta; Hymenoptera; Apidae
Gene: RhoGAP100F
Product: rho GTPase-activating protein 100F
Exons: 22
Coding region: 951-5132 (1393 amino acids)
Biological process (GO): signal transduction
Molecular function (GO): protein binding
Source: RefSeq, a predicted model, not a curated record